Molecule: messenger RNA, 4156 nt
Organism: Vespa velutina
Lineage: Eukaryota; Metazoa; Arthropoda; Insecta; Hymenoptera; Vespidae
Gene: PheRS-m
Product: probable phenylalanine--tRNA ligase, mitochondrial
Exons: 5
Coding region: 716-2035 (439 amino acids)
Biological process (GO): phenylalanyl-tRNA aminoacylation
Cellular component (GO): mitochondrion; cytoplasm
Molecular function (GO): phenylalanine-tRNA ligase activity; ATP binding; tRNA binding
Source: RefSeq, a predicted model, not a curated record
GUAUUAUCAAUGGAUUCGUGUUUUUCACUUAAAAGUUCUUUCGCUGUUUUUACUUUCUUUUCUGUUGUUUCAUUUUCAGUUAAUUGCUGUUUCAUAACAUGCCACGGAGUAGCAUCAUUGGGUAAGCGUUCAUUUGAAGCUUUGGAUCCCUUUGCCCUUGUAUAUCUUGUCAUGAUCUGAAAUAAAAUUAUUAUGAUAUCAACGUUUUUUUUUUUUUUUUUAAUAUUAAAAUAUAAUAAAUAAAUAUAUUUAUCGAUUAGAUACUUACUAUCUAUAUCUAAAGAAAGAUCCAAACAAUAUUAUAACCUAACUUUUUGCACACGUGUAUCAUAUAGAAAGAGGACGAUAUAUGGUAAUAAUUUGAAUUAUUCACUAACAAUAUUACAAGUUAUAAAUUUAUAAAAUCUUUUGCAAUAUAAAUAAAUAUACAUAACAUUUUUAUCUCACUUUAUUAUUUUCUAUUAUUGCCAAUAUUUGGCAAACGUUUGAAACAGCUUGAUGUCACUAAAAGGUUUCUAUCAACUGUGUUGUAAAAUACUUUACUACUUUAUAUAACCUAUAUAUAGUAGAGUUAUCAAUAAUCAAUUAAAAUAUUGUUUGUGUUGCAAAGGAUAUUUAUAAUAAAAAGGAUAAUUCGAACAAUGGCAUCUAAUAAAAAUUAUUAGGCAAUAGUUUACUGUAUUAUAUCCCUAAAUGUAAUUAUAAUAUCAACAUAAUGAUAUUGAAAUGGUACCAUUCUUAUUCUGCUCUCUUUAAAUAUACAAAGCAAUUGACAAUCAAUAGAAAUUUUUCAACAAUAGUUAAUGUGAAUAAAAGCCCAAAUGAAUUAAAACUUUUAGGACAAAAAUAUUUGAUAGAUGAAUGGACAAAUGUCACGCCACAAAUUAUUUCAAAAUUAGGAUGUAAUUUACAUAUUAUUCAAUAUCAUCCGUUGUCUCUUGUACGUCAACGGGUGAUUGAUUAUUUUUAUAAAAAUUAUCGUAGCAGAACUGGAAACCCAUUAUUUAGCGUAUUCGACAAUUUAAAUCCUAUAGUCACUGUUGCACAAAAUUUUGAUUCUUUACUCAUUCCCAAAGAUCAUCCUAGUAGAAAGAAAAAUGAUUGUUAUUACAUCAAUCAUGAUACUUUACUGAGGGCUCAUACAACUGCUCACCAAGCAGAUCUCAUUUCAAUGGGAUUAAAUAAUUUUCUUGUAGUUGGUGAUGUAUAUCGUAGAGACGAAAUAGAUUCUAUUCAUUAUCCUGUUUUUCAUCAAAUCGAUGCUGUUAGAAUAUGUACAAGAGAAGAAAUAUUUAAAAAUGUAAAUGGUUCAGGUGACUUAAAGCUAUUUGAUUCUAGAGAAGUAGAAUCAGUGGAAAAACAAGGCUCUCAUACUUUAGAGUCUGUAAAAAUAAUGGAGCACGAAUUGAAAGGUUGUUUAGUAGGCUUGGCAAAAGCAAUUUUUGGGCAAGAUAUACAAUGUCGAUGGAUCGAUCAAUAUUUCCCAUUUACGCAUCCGUCGUGGGAAUUAGAAGUUUUCCAUGAAAAUAAAUGGCUAGAAAUAUUAGGCUGUGGAAUUAUAAGACAAAGUAUUCUAAAUAAAUCUGGAGCAGGAGAUCGCAUGGGAUGGGCAUUUGGAAUGGGUUUAGAACGUCUAGCUAUGUGUCUUUACAAUAUACCAGACAUAAGAUUGUUCUGGAGUACUGAUACUGGUUUUUUAAAUCAAUUCAAAGUAGAUGAUGUUAAUAAAAAGAUACAAUACAAGGCCAUCAGCAUUUAUCCACAGUGCAGAAAUGAUAUAAGUUUUUGGUUACCAGAAAAUGAUCAUUAUACUUCAAAUAAUUUUUAUGAACUAGUUAGAGAAAUUGGAGGUGAUAUUAUUGAACAAGUUAUAUUGAAUGAUGUAUUUGCGCACCCUAAAACCAAAAGAAUAUCUCAUUGUUAUACUAUAGUGUAUAGGCAUAUGGAACGUACAUUAUUAAAAACAGAAGUUAAUGAUAUUCAUCAUAAAAUAGAGAAAGCUGCAACAGAGAGAUUUCAUGUUACUAUACGAUAAUGGAACAAAUAAAGCUUCAUAAUUUAUGUAGUUUGAUGAAUGUCUAUUUUAUUUAUAAUAUAUAACACUUGAAGGAAAUAAAAAAAAAAAAAUCAAUGGAAGGAAUAUAAUAUUUUAUUUAUGCAUAAAUUAAUUAUAAAUGUAUUAUGGAACAAACAAUAUUUAUCUAAGAACAACUAUAUCAUCUAUAGUGUUUUAUUAACAUUAUGAUUAAUAACAAUUACAAGUAGCUCCUGCAUGCAUAUUUAACAUAUAUUUGUAUACAAAAUGUUUGCCAAUUUUAUACCUUACUUAACAACUUAGGUAUAAUAAAUAAGAGAUGUUUAAUGCAAAUAAUAUUGAAUUAUUUUUUGAUUGAAUUAAAUUCAUUGCACAAAUAAAGUGUAUCUUAAUAGAUAAAAUAUGCAUUAGUUUACAACAAAUUAAUAAAAUAAAAAAAAGUUGACAAAAAUUUUCUAAUAUUUUAGAUAAGAAAUUAUAUGAACAUAUAUUUUAUAAUUUUGAUUUAUAAUUAUGAUUUCAAAACUGUAAUUGAAGUGGCAUUUAUUUUGGAAAGAAUCAAUCUACAAGCAUUGAACUAAAUAUUGUCUACUUUCUAUCAUGCCACAUAUAAUAUUUUACAAAUAUAUUUAAUAUAAAAAUAUUAUAAAUUAUUUGUUAAUUUUGCAAAUAUAAAUAUAAUAACAUCAAAAAUAUAAUAAAAUUCAUAAAAAUUAUGAAUGCCAUGCAAUCUUAUAUGAUAGAAGACUAGCAUGGAAGAAAAGAUUUGAUUAAUUUAUAUUAACUAAUAAAUAGAUCAUAACAACAAAAUUAUUAUUAAUAAUAUUCACAUAAAUCACAUAAAAAUGCAAGAUCUGUACUAAAAGCUUCUUUUGUAAUGAGAUUUCUGUUCGCAAUUAGAAAUUAAUUUGCACUAUAAUUCGAAGCAAAUAUAAAUAGGGCAUCGUGUUAAUCAAUGAUUUAAAUUAUAUUGAAUUUGUUUUUUUUUUCAGUCGAUUUUAAUUAAGACAGCCCUGAUUGACUAUAAAUAUUGAUGUAAUAAAUAUCCAAUGUAAUUUACAACAUUGAAGAACUUUAAGUUCUGCAAUCCAUAUUUUGAAAUAUAUAUUAAUAUUUUUUGCUUAGAAUUUAUACAAAAAUAGUUGAUGGAUAAAAUGGUGCGUAUACCUUUUUAUGUAAAAUUUUCAACAGCAUUUUGAAAUCGAUUAAUCGAAUUAAUAAUUUGAAAAAAUAACCGACAUACGAACAUGAAUAUUUUUGCUGUAAUUUUAUAUAAAUUAAUAUUUUAUCGCUUGUAAUACUUUUGGUAUAAUAAGACUGAUAUAUGUACCUCAUGAUAAUUUGGUAUAACUCGGAGGAGAGAAUUUUUUUCUUAAAAACUUCAGAAUAUAUAGCGGCAUACAAGAAACUAAAGUGAUGACUAACACUUUCCAUAAAAAAUCAGUUGUCUUGAUAAAUUCAGCAUCUGUUUUAAAGAGAGAAAGAGAGAAAGAGAGAGAGAGAGAGAGAAAGUACAAUUACAGAUUAUUAUAUUUUACUAAUAAUAUUGCAAUAAAUCAAAAAUUAAAUAGAAAGAAUUACACUUACCAAAAUAGUCUUUUAAUACAACUAAAGACAAUAAAUAGAGUGCCAAAGAAAAGAUCUCUGCUAAGAUCAUAAUAUGAUGCCAUGUUCUAAUUGUUAAGGCAACCAUGAUUAAUUCUGUCAAAACUAAUGCAGAAAAGCUGAUAGCUACUAUGUGAAUGAAUUCAUCUUCAAACAUAAUAAGUGCACCAUACAUUAUUACUCCUCCUGAAAAAUAAAUCUUUGUAUAAUAAUUAUAUUUUAUCUAUACACUAUAUAUUAAAUGAUUACUCUAUUUCAUACCUUGAUAUAUGCUUAUCAAUACCCACAUAAAGAAUGUUUUAUAAGAAAGUGAUCGACCUUUACUGAGUUCUUUAUAAAGCUCUGGAUAAGUAAGUGCUAUUUUUCCUGACACAUCUUUAUCUAAUACCAGAGAAAAAACAGGAAACAUUGUAUAGAUUGUAGCAUAUCUGUAAGAAAUAUUUUAUAACAUAUAAUAAUUAAUUAAUUUAUUACAAGUAUAUAAUAGAAAAUGAUAUUUUUAAUAUAUAUGAUAUA